Messenger RNA from Gaeumannomyces tritici R3-111a-1, 210 nucleotides. RefSeq lists its product as hypothetical. The record is from RefSeq and is a predicted model, not a curated record. The transcript has 2 exons. Lineage: Eukaryota; Fungi; Ascomycota; Sordariomycetes; Magnaporthales; Magnaporthaceae. Bases 1 to 210 code for a protein of 69 amino acids.
AUGGGCGAGCAAAAUGAUUCCCAUCACUAUUCAGAUCCGAUCCUGGACGACUCCUACGGCGAGAGGGUCGCCUACUGGCUCAAAAAGUGGUCUGGCGUCCGGGUGCAGGCCCCUCAACGCUCUCAGAGGAAAAACGACAAGCCUCAUCGGAGCAACCUGUGUGAGGGCUGUAAGGCAGGGCACUGUAAAAAUGGCGACUGGAACGACUAG